AUGCGGGUCCACAGAGUGCUUCUUUCAGUUUCGUCGAAGGGGGGGUUAGAAUUCUUGGACUUGAGUGACAAUGAUUUAUCCACGGAAAUACCCACUGAGAUUGGGAAUUUACCCAACAUCUCCACUUUGGCGUUGAGUAACAACCGGUUGACGGGUGGAAUCCCCUCGUCCAUGCAAAAACUAAGCAAGUUGGAAAAGCUUUACUUGCAGAACAACUUGCUAACCGGAGAAAUUCCAUCUUGGUUGUUCCAUUUCAAGGGCCUCCGGGAUUUGUAUCUUGGAGGAAACCGUCUAACUUGGAAUGACAGUGUGAAGAUAGCACCAAAUCCCAGGCCAUUUCGCUUGUCUCUGAAAUCUUGUGGUCUUGUUGGAGAGUUUCCAAAGUGGAUUUCUACCCAAACGGGUCUUGAUUUCCUGGAUUUGAGUAAGAACAAACUCCAAGGAGCACUUCCACAAUGGUUUCUUGAAAUGAGACUUAAAGGUUUAAUUCUAUCAGAUAAUGAAUUUACAGGCUCUCUUCCUCGUCCUUUCUUCUCGUCUUAUCUAUGCAUGCUUGCUCUCUCAAGGAACAAUUUCUCUGGGGAGUUGCCUAAAAACAUCAAAGAUGAUGCAAUCUUCCUAAGGAUUCUUACCUUGAGUGAGAACAACUUUUCCGGGCCUAUUCCUCAAUCCCUCAUCAAAGGUCCCUACCUACAAUUAUUGGAUCUAUCUAGAAAUAGAUUUUCUGGCCCAUUCCCAGUUUUCUACCCUGAAGUACAACUAGCUUAUAUUGAUUUCUCUUCCAACGAUUUCUCGGGAGAGGUUCCAACGACCUUUCCUAAAGAAACAAGAUUUCUUGCAUUGGGCGGAAACAAGUUUUCAGGGGGCUUACCUUUGAACUUGACCAACUUGAGCAAGCUUGAACGCCUUGAACUUCAGGACAACAAUCUUACAGGUGAGUUGCCAAACUUUCUCUCCCAAAUCUCCACUCUACAAGUUUUGAACCUCCGGAAUAACUCCUUUCAAGGUUUAAUCCCUGAAAGUAUUUUCAACCUCAGUAACCUCAGAAUUCUUGAUGUCUCAAGUAACAACCUCACCGGAGAAAUCCCCAAAGAGUCUCGUAACCUUGUUGGAAUGAUUGAAGCAUCAAAUUUGCCAUCGUCAAUCCUUGGGAAAAUCACUUUAACUUUUACUGAAAGAUGGUCGAGCCAAGAAGUGGAAGUCUCUCUGGAGUUCAGGGACUUGAUAGUGAAUUGGAAGAACUCAAAGCAAGGUAUCUCCAGCGACAACCUUAACAUCUACACCUUGUUAGACUUGUCAAAUAACCAACUCUCCGGCCAAAUUCCAGCCUCGUUGGGCGCUCUUAAGGCCUUGAAGCUACUCAACAUCUCUCACAACAAACUUUCCGGGAAGAUACCAACAAGUUUUGGUGAUUUAGAGAAUAUAGAGAGUUUGGACAUGUCCCACAACAAGCUCUCUGGUUCAAUUCCUCAAACCCUUACAAAGCUGCAACAACUCACCAUUCUAGACGUGAGUAACAAUCAGCUCACAGGUCGAAUCCCAGAUGGUGGGCAAAUGGGCACAAUGGUAUUGGAUCCAAACUACUAUGCCAACAACAGUGGAUUGUGUGGUAUGCAAAUUCAUGUGUCAUGUCCUGAAGAUGAGCCCCCACCACCGACAAAGCCACAGGAGCAUGAUCAGAAGGAGCCAUGGUUUUUAUGGGAAGGUGCAUGGAUUGGGUACCAGUUGGCUGCUUGUUAG
Vitis vinifera (wine grape) is the source of this 1740-nucleotide messenger RNA. RefSeq names its product receptor-like protein 46. Bases 1 to 1740 code for a protein of 579 amino acids. The transcript is spliced from 2 exons. Gene Ontology annotation, molecular function: protein binding. Lineage: Eukaryota; Viridiplantae; Streptophyta; Magnoliopsida; Vitales; Vitaceae. The record is from RefSeq and is a predicted model, not a curated record.